Molecule: messenger RNA, 7048 nt
Organism: Amoebophrya sp. A120
Lineage: Eukaryota; Dinophyceae; Syndiniales; Amoebophryaceae
Source: the annotation of a GenBank genome assembly
GCACAAACACCUGGUCUUCUUUCAGUCAAACAAGGGUGGAUGAGUUUUGACCAAAAAUGAAAUGAUGGUGCAACAGUAAAAAUACCGUCUUUAUUACUUUUGAGUUUUGGCAUGCUACACUGAGAAACAAAAAGAUAAAAAAGCGAAGACUAAAUAAAACUAUACCCAUCCUACGCCGAGCUGUGUGGAAAAAAAAUAAAACAGGAAAAAUGACAGAUAACCUCCAGUUUGAGUUGAAAGACUUGGACCAAUCCAAGUGCCAGAUUGCAGACCGGAACGGGGUGCUAUUUAUCAUGUGCCACAACCACACUGUCCUGCCCUGGUGACGUAAGUACCUGGAUUUUUCAGAUCGUUGCUGGACUCGAAGCUUGAACUUUAGACACGCAGCCUACACAUGUCGAGAAGUUCUGCAGCUGUUUGUAUAGCUGCAAUUAUAGAGUGAUUUUGCAUUAUAGAGUGAUUUUGCAUUAUGAACAAUCACGGGCGAGGGGGAGGUGGUUUUCGUUUUUCCAGCUGACAUUUAUCGACACCAAACCGGAAUCCUACGUACCUGAAAAAUGGCGGAUUUGUAUGGGAGGGAAGAAACACUUUGUCGUGAAGGGCUUUUUGUUUCCGAAUCCGAUCGUAUGCACGACUUUUGUUUUCAUAAUUGCAUGGUAAGUAAUGCAGACUCGGAGACGAGCACGAACUGCAGCUGCUGUUCCUCAGAUGAUCUGACGAAGUUUUAUCUGUGCACGGAAACAAAAACAGCUCUAAGUAGUCUUUUCUUUUCCAUAAGCUUAUGCGAGCCGUGGGCCUACGAAGUGCGUUACACGACCGCGUGGGGGAAGCACGUAAGAAGUGAUGUCGAGUAGAAUUCUGCGUAUUAUAGCUACGAAAGCGAAUGAGAUUAAAUCACAAUUAUCAGGCGUCGUCAUGAACAGCAGGAAAAACCUCACAACCAAUAACAGGAUUACUGCCUUGCCUGCGAGAAGCAGGCGGGUAAUGAUCACAUCGCGGGACCUAAGCACAGGAAGCAGGUGGAGGCAAAAAUGUCGGACUUGCGGGGGUACUACUUUACCGAGCUCAGUACGAAAAAAAUCCCCUUUCCCACCGACGGCGUCAACAUGCGGGACAAGUUAUCGGGGGGGCAAAUUUCUUGCGUCAAUGACAAAACUUGUUUUGCAUCGCCUGAGUAUACUGGGUACGUACGACGAGCAUCUUGGCAGUUGCAAAUAAAGACCGUGCCUGUACUAGUUCGCCGCUCUCAUCGCCCGGCGUUCAAGCGCAGUGCGCGAUCUUCUAUGGUCGUUUCCUAGAGUCAGUGUCUAUAGUAGAUACGCGAAGCAAAGUUUUGAGUUGACUCAAGAUUUUGCCAUCAUACAAAUUCGGAACGGUCGUUCACCCGCGGGAUGUGGAAUGUACGUAGAUUUGUUUUACCUGCUCUCUAGAGUCCUUUUUGAUGUUGUUUCGCAUGACAAAGGAAGCUCCUCAUUGUGAAUCUGCAUUAUGCAUCACAUGAAACCGCCCGGAAAAUACUUUUCACAGAUGGUUGCGUUCAAGCCUUUCCGCCGACCGACGUAGAUGCUGGCUUCGUGUUAUCGAGUUGAAAACGAGCUUCCCAGCCGCCUUUCCGUACCCAGAGCAAGCAACAUCAUUCGUAACAUUUUCAGACUCAUCUCCACCAACUGUCGCAGGGGGGUUUUUUCGAUUUAUUUUUUUUUGGAGAUUUGGAUUUUUAUCGUGUGAUACUAUUUGCAUGUAGACCAGUGCGGUGUCUUCAGGGCUGCGCUCCGUUUUCUCCGCCAUAUCCUCCCAACGACGUAGGUCCAGCUGCAAAGAAGAAAGUGAGUCCGCCGCCAGGAUCUACCUUUGCGUCUGGUGGCGGUGGCAAUGGCAAUGCCGGGAACUACUACGGUCGGAAUGUCAACCGCGAGAUCGAUUUUUCCGGGUCGGAUCUGGAUGUGGCAGACCAGGGCGGUGGCGGUCAAAAUGUGGAUGUGCGGAGCAUGCAGCCGAUGGACUGCUAUCCUGUGCAAAAGUAUCGCACUCGUCUUCUUGCAAUCAUGCUUUACAAUUUUUUUUCUCAAGCUAAAGCCGCAUUACAAAUUUUAUUUUUCAUGCUAAGGGAAUUUGUCAUGCAUUUAUACGAGUGCGAUACUUUUGCAGUUCAUACCUGCUACGGUCGGUUGAUUCCGGCAGACGAUCAUUGGGUGUGGAAAGGGGACGUGGACGAGGAAUAUUGUGAGGAGCUGUUCAUUAUCUCAUAGUAAAAGAGUGCUAUCAUUGUCGUUGCGUCACUGGGAGCAAAGUAGCAAAAAUCUUACCGGGCCUGGCCCGCGGCAUGAGGUAGACCGUGCAAUUUUUGUCAAGCCGCUUCUGCUGCAUAACCAUGCAUAAGGGUUUCAUGUGUGUAGUUCUUCCAUUCUGCUUCUGCUUCCAGGACGACUACAUCUACUUCAUAGCACUACUCUUUCCCCCUGCACACUCUCCAAUCCGCACCUUUACGAAAUGCACGCGAAAGACGGCUACACGAUCCUCCGCUGCCGCAUCUGCCCGGCCAUUGCGCAGAUCAACAGCAGCCACACCCCGAACAGCAACACACACCGGAAGAACUUGCACCUGGCCGGCACGAUGCAAAUGGAAUGCAUGACGGAGGAACAGAUCGCGGAGUCCCGGAAAAAAAACCCAAACAUGCCACUCCCCAUGGCGUUCGAGGAUAUUAAGCCCGGCGUGAACUGCCCGGCGGGCUACAAAAAGUUCGGGACGUUUCGGGACUCGAAGGCACUGGGUUUUUGUUGUUAAUCUUAAUGCUCUACUUGUUGUUUAGUAGUGUUGUUGUGCGGAGGUGCGCCUCCAGCGGGGUCUUCUAAGAAGUGUGGCAUAAACUACAGUAAUUUAUGGCAAUAUACUCAACGAAACCAUAAUAUUAUCACAGGGCUGUCCCGGGGGACCAAAGCCAGCACCGGCCGCCUCGCCUUCGCGACCACCGUACAACCUGCUCAAACGUUACAAUCUCAAACGUUGCAAUAGAAUUUGGAAAUCUGUGAUGCAAGAAGUGCAUGAUCUAGCCAAGUCUCAUAGGACUGCGCGUGACAAGUUCAGGAGUCCCAAACCGCCCUACAAUGUUCCGAAAUUUGUGUUGCAGAAAGUGGAAUGGUCUGCGAGUCUGUCAUGCUCAUUAUCAAAGACAAGUCCCAGACUCUAUUGCAGCGUUUGAGAUUGUAACGUUUGAGCGGGUCAUACACCGAAUCCUGCGUUUCUCCCGCCCGGGUUUGAUGCGUCCAAGCGACCAGCCCCGACCCCGUCUCCAGUGCGUAUAAAAUUCCUGUUUGAUCAUGAUCAUGGCCCUCACCCUCCUACUAGUCGACUUAAGAUUUUUCAAGUUUUCUACUAUGGUUAUUUUUGUACUACGAAGGCGAAGCAGCAGAAGAACUGCAAGGUCUUCGAAAAAGUUUUACUUCCCCGACGUGCUAAACUCCUCAGGUCCAUCUCCCGGUCCAACUGCUGCGGCACCUCCAGCCAGCAACACCAAUUAUGCCAAUACCGCCCCCGCCGGCACGAACAAUCCCGGCCAACAGCAAGCAGUGUCGAAUUACAGCAGUUACCCGGCGCCGCCGCAGGGGCAGUCGAUUCUUUCCGCCGCCGUCAUUACGGAUAUUGCUGCGCUGAAGACGCAGAUGUCGGAGCUGCAGCGGGACAGCGUUCAGAAAGAGGAGAAGAUGAAGGUGCUGAAGCAGGAGAACUUGGAUAUGGAGUGCAAAUAUGUCUGGGUCUGGAAGAGUGGAACUUGUAAUGCUGUCUGCGGAUUCUAAAAAUAUCUGUGUUGCAUGAGCAGCAAGAGGACUCAGUUCUUGGCACGCGGAAAAGGCGUUUCUCAUGCGUAAUUAGCAUCAAGAGGCUCUCAAAAAAUCUGUGUUGCUAGCACCAGCAUCACAGACCUCACGGGUCAUGCAAAAUGUGCAUGACAAGCCCCGACUCUUCCAGACCCAGACACUUUUGCAGUUGAUAUUGGAGAAAACGGAGCAAAUUCGGACGCUGAAGCAAGAGGGACUGGAGUUGCGGGAACGAAUGUACUAUAUAGGAUUUUGAAAAAAAUAGGUUUUGUUCUUCUCUGAGUGAUGAUGCAUGCAGAUGAACUGGAGGGUAUUCCAACUCGAUUGUUGCAGCGCACCUAACAUAAUUAUUGUCCCAAGGACAGGCCUCCUCGUUCGCUUGCCGCGAGGACUACAUGAUGAAGCAAACAUCACAACAGCUCUGCCCUCGAGAGGGCCAGGUCGUCCUCCGGCGGAGCACAAGUCCAGCUACCAGACGGGUCAGCGAGUCUGCAAGACGUACCAUGCGGAAAAGGCGACUGACUCCUAUCAAGCUGCAUGUCAAAUGUUACUUGUCAUGCGAGAACCGAAGGAACCCUGUACUGUCUCUGCCAUGGGCGGGGUAGCCCUCAGCAUCCUGGUCGCUUAGACCGGAUAUGUGCAAGAGGACAGCCUUUGGUGAUGUUGAUGUUAGAAGAAGAUGAAGGGAGGUUAUAUGCUACAACCCGUGCUGUAGUCAGUUCAAAACUUUUUCCACCUGAUACCCCGCCGAGGAAAGCAUGGUUCGUUCCUACCUGCAGCAGCACAGCGCCAACCUGCUUGAGAAAACCAGGCAGACACGGAAAUUGCUCCUCCGGGAACUGAAACGGCAGCGGAACAGCCACCUCGAGACGUUCGAGGCGGACAUGGCGCGGAUUUGCGGGAUCGUCCAGCACAGCUUUGACAAGGGCGACAUCGGGCAGAAGUUGCUGGCCGAUUUGGAGAACCUAGAAGCUCCUGCCGGGGAGAACAAGAGGAAUGACAGUGCCAGUCCGAAUCAUGUGAAGAUGAACAGUGUGGUCUUCAAAAAUGGCAUGAACAGUCGUAAUGCAGCCACCGUACCACCAGCGAAGGAAGACCGUCGUUGGGAGGACGAAGACCGUCACGGUAACGAUGAGGAACUGCUGCAAAGAACCAGUCAAGUGGAGGUUGAGCAAGAGUCGUACAACAUUCACAUCCGAGAACGGGACGGGAGGAAGAGCAAGAACUCCGCUACUGUAGACCACAACUCCUCGUACAACGCAAACUCGUCCCUAGUACUGAGCGACCGCGACGGGGGCAAGAACCACAACAACUACUGUGACAAAAAAGACAAAAAGUCGAAGAAAAAGGAGAAAAAGGAACGGUCUAGCUCGAAGCUUUCCGCCAGGGAUGAACACGACGAGGAGGAUGAGAGUUAUUUCUUCGACGAAAAUAGUAAAUCUGGUUCUACAACUGCAGCCGGGGUCGUUAGUAGCAGUGCGGCGAAGAUGAAGAAAAAUGAUAUGAAGGUCGUGUCCGCGAAAGAAACUGCAUUUUCUGCAGACGGUAACAAUGGUGAGCAGGAUGUUUUGAUGUCGUCAAGUACUAGUACGAAUACGAAAUUGUAUUCUUUGAAUCCGAACGCCAAGCCUUUCGAGCCGACGGGAAGAACGCCCACAAUUGGAGCAGGAGCAACUUCUACCGCAACCACAAGUUCCAAAACCUCUGGCUAUUACUUCGACGACCCCAACGUCCUCGAGAAUUUAUCGGCGAUCGUAUUGCGAGGAAAAAUCCCCCCUCCCCAUAUCGAAAAGUAAACUUGUGAUGCUGGAUUUGCGUACACAAAUCGACUUGUAUUGCUAGAAUGCCAAGAGACGCAGCUGUGGCCUGAACUGCAGGCAGUUUGUCAUGCUGUUUUCCACUUCCAGUUGCCUGCUCUCUUGCUGAAAGUGCAAGGCUUUCCCACGCCAGCCAGCACUACAGUCCGCAUCUUUUGCCUUCUAGCAUGACAACGUGACUUGUGGCAGCAAAUCAUGGUACACAAAUCUCCGUUUUGGUAUGGGGUGGAGGCUUUUUUCACUUUGAUAGAUCGAAGAGUCUCCGUCGGAAGUGGUGCAGAAGAACGUUGGGAACCGUUUGCAUAAACUGAAUAAACACGACGUUGCAGCACCACCUCCACCUCUAGAAGACGAUGAAAGCGCGACGGUCCUCUCGAGCACCCCGGACCUGCUGGAAGUGGGGUCGGCAAGCGCGUCGCCGUCCCCGGAAAUGGUGGAAACCGGAAAGAUCAAAUACGACGACUGGGGGGCCGAUUACAACUGGGAUAAAAACAGCUCGUACAACAAUAACAAUUACGACGACUGGAACAGCAGUAAGGCGACCACAAAGCAGGUGGACAAAGCCGACGACUGGGGUAAUAGUGGUUCUUACCAGAAAGAUCAGCAUGAUUCCGCCGGUGGCAGUACGACGUGUAAAGAGGGAAACGAUUUUUAUAAAGACCCGACGGGCACCAGAAGUGAUGAGAACAAUAAAGAUGCAGGGCAUGAUCAAGCGGAGGGUGCUUCCUAUACUAAAUAUUCCUGGUCCAACUACGAUGAUGCAAAUAUUGGUGACGACGGAAAUGAUAAAUCUUGGUCCAGCUGGGGUGCCUGGAAAUAGUAAGACAGGGGCAAGCAUCAACAGCAAGGUAAGAACAGAACCUGGAUGAACAGAAAUGACGCGUGACGAAGAGGAGUGGAUAGAGGGUCUCCAAUUUAAGGAUUGAUUGUCCAGGUAAGUCUAUAAAAAAACCCUCUGUACGACAAUGAGACCACGACUUCUCAGGUUUAGAAACUCGCCGCGACCACUUCAUGUCAAGAAAAAAAGAACGGCUUUAUCGCAUCACGGGACUUCAUCUGACGACCGCUGCUUCCGUGCGAUCAGCAAGACGAUACACCAGUAGUGAACAAAGAGAUGUUGAAAGAACCUAUUCCACGCAAUUCAGUUUCACGACCAGUCAGUAAAAGUACUAUAUAUGUAGUUCGUUACAUCUCUUUGAAUACAUUUUCACAUUAUUUCUGUAGUGUGCGCGGACGAAUAUCUCGUUGUGGCCUCUCUUCACGUAGUCGUCCGGCAGGAGCAUAACGCAAACCCGAAUCGAUUGUGUGCAAAAGCCUUUUGUUCUCAGACCGCCACUUCUACCCGUUUUUUCUGUUGUCUCUACAGCUUUUCUUCUUUGUGAAAUGUUCUAUCGGUGCCUGUCUCUUCCUCGGAAG